GAUACGACAAUUUCCAGGGUCUCCUCGCGAAUCCGGCUCAGUUCUUGGUUCAGGAAAAAGGUCAAGAGAAGAACGGUAAAGAUCCUGUCCAGCUUCAAACGGAGUAGUUUUAGUCUUUCAUGCUACGAUGAUGACUUUGUCCUCGACAUCACCGGAUCAAAACCGAUUACUCUUCCCCCAUUGCUUGUGUUAGGACGUUCUGCUGAAAAGUCAUUUGAGAAAAAGGCAUUGGUCUGGUCUGACGGGACUGCAGGAGAAGCAGCUGAAAACAAGGGAAACUUUGAUGAAGCGUUGUCACGGUUAGAUUCGAAUGAAAUGACUGCCGAUCAUCUUCGGUAUGCUCUUUUCCGUCAUGGUGAAAUCGAUUCGGAUUGGGAAAAGAAAUUUCUUGAGCCUUACGGUGUUGUUUUGGUACAACAAGUUAUGGACCUCUUCCAACUGGAAAUGGACACCACUCCCAAUGACCUCAUUGAAUGGACGUCUUCAAGACAUAUUGAAAGAAACGUCUGCAAUUCUCUCGUCGUUUGUCAAAAAAAAUAUCGAAUUCUACCCUCCUCUAUGAUUCUUCGAGAAAUCGAACGAGAAGGUCAAAACUCAGUCGGUGGUGGGGGGUUUGCAGAUAUAUGGCGUGGAGCUGUGAACAAUCAGUCUGUGUGUUUGAAAGUUUUAAGACUGGUCAUCGAACCGGACGCGGAACAAUUUUGCAACGAAGCGCUCUUAUGGAGACAACUCAAGCAUCCGAACAUUCUUCCCUUACUCAGUGUCAACGAAGAAAUCUUUGCUCCUUCUUUUUGCCUAGUUUCUCCCUGGAUGGCAAACAAGGAUAUUAUCACUUAUCUGAAAGCGAAUCCCACCCAUAGCCGACACAAUGUACUUACAGAGAUCGCGGCAGGUUUGGCGUAUCUUCACUCAAGAACACCUCCUAUGAUACAUGGCGACAUUCGAGGAGCUAACAUACUGGUGACAGACGACUUUCAUUGCUGCUUGGCAGAUUUCGGUUUAGCAUUGCGACUACGAGUACUGGCAUGUUGGAUGGCACCUGAGCUAAUCAUUCAAGGCCCAGUCGAAGAACACCCACAUCACUCUUCGCGAGAUAUUUACGCAUUUGGCUGUACUGUUGUGGAAAUUCUAACGCUGAAGGUUCCUUUUCACGAUCAAAGAACUGAUGCCGCAGUGAUCUACAGUUUGAUGCUGGGAGAACGACCUGCUCGGCCACAAGAUGUUUGGUGUCCAGAUACAAUCUGGGACCUCACGACUCGCUGCUGGACAAAAAUCCGGCCCUUCGCCCCUCUGUUGAACAGGAAAUGGUUAUGGCUACAUUCUUUGGCUGUUUGAACAGCGGUUGUGCCUCAUCAACUAGUGCUCGGACUAUAAUUCUCAUUUCGGGG
Molecule: messenger RNA, 1388 nt
Organism: Lentinula edodes (shiitake mushroom)
Lineage: Eukaryota; Fungi; Basidiomycota; Agaricomycetes; Agaricales; Omphalotaceae
Product: kinase-like domain-containing protein
Exons: 11
Biological process (GO): protein phosphorylation
Molecular function (GO): ATP binding; protein kinase activity
Source: RefSeq, a predicted model, not a curated record